Molecule: messenger RNA, 1140 nt
Organism: Pseudozyma flocculosa PF-1
Lineage: Eukaryota; Fungi; Basidiomycota; Ustilaginomycetes; Ustilaginales; Ustilaginaceae
Exons: 3
Coding region: 1-1140 (379 amino acids)
Source: RefSeq, a predicted model, not a curated record
AUGUAUCAUCAGAGCAGGCCCGGAGCUCGAGGCGGAGCGGGCAACUUCUCCUGGGAGGACGUCAAGAACGACAAGGACCGCGAAUUCUACCUGGGCAACUCGGUCAAUGCGCCGCAGGGGAGAUGGCAGGCCGGUCGCGAUAUCCACUGGUACAACAAGGACAAGGCGUCGGACAAGGACGAGGAGCGCAGAGAGGAGCUGAGGCGCGUCAAGAAGAUGGAGGAAGAGGCCCUGUACGCCAAGCUGGGGAUCGCGCCACCUGCUGCCACGCUUGGAGAGCCGGCGGUCGGCUCGCACCUCCUGGCUGGCGCAUCGGCGAGCUCGAGUCGCGGUGCGAGGACGGGCGCCAACACUGCCCCGCUCGAUCCGACCAAGCGGAGGUGGAACCCAGACGCUCCGGACGCACCAGCGCCGGUCGAGGGCGAAGCGGAAGGCGUCACCGAAGAGGAUCGCAAGCUGGCCAAGAAGCUGGCCAAGGAGGAGGUCAAGAGGAAGCUCAAGGAGGAGAAGCGAGAGCGGAAGGAGGCCGAGAGAGAGGAGAGGCGGCGGCGCAGAGAAGCCGAAGACGGCGGACGUCGCCACCGGUCCCGAUCGAGAGACGAGGACCGCGAUCGCAGGCAUGGGCACGAGCACAGACACAGGCACGGCCACGAGCACAGGCACCGCGAUGACGAGCCGCGUCGUCGAAGAGACGACAGGCCAAGGAGCAGGUCAAGGUCGCCGGGUGCCAGCGGGCGGCGAUCGCGGGGAUCUGCGCGCGACUCUAGCCAGAGGCGGUCGCUAGACGACGAUCGUGCAGCCCGUCAUCGUUCUGGUCCCGACGCUCGAGGCACGGACCUCGACGUACCGAGCCGACGAGACGACGAUGGAUUCAGGGCGACGGGCAGGCCGCACCGCCACAUCGAAGACGACGACGAACGACGUCGGGCUCGCCGCAGGUCACCCAACGGCACAGACAGAGACGAUCGCCACCGCGGAGAUCGGGAAAGACGCUACGAUGAUCCGUACAGGCGGGGCGAAGACCGUCCCAACGGCGAGUCUGGCCGCCCUCGGCCGGUCGGGCGUGAGCGAGAGCGUUCGCCACCGCCGAAAAGAUCCGAUCUUGCGCAGAUGUCGCCGAGGCGAAAUCGUGCGGACUAG